AUGACGUCCACUUUCCACCCAUUCCCUCGACUACCAUUGGAGCUUCAAAGGCAGAUAUGGAGGUGCACUGUUGAGCCGCGCACCGUCGAAGUCCGUGUCGAACACUGGAAGCCUGAUCGGGAUCCCUUUUUGAUAUCGUCCACACCGGUGCCUGGACCGCUACAGUGCUGUAGAGAACACAGGCCACAGGGUCUGUACCUCAUCGACAAACUCGAUGUGACUGGCAUCUACGGACCUAGCAUCGAGCGGCGAUAUGUCUGGUUGAACUUUGACAUCGACAUGGUAGACAUUGGAAAUUCCUAUCUCAGUGCUUUCAAACCAAUCGCAUCAAAAAUCAAGCGACUUAAGUUUGAGCGCGAGAAUAGCAAUGAGGCUUGGUUCAAUACUGAGAAACGAGAACUCAAAGACUUUAAGAACGUAGAAGAAAUUCACGUGGUCUGUGCGGAUGGGUUUGAUCAGUGGGCCUUUUCUAUGUAUGAUAUUUCCUGGCCUUGCGCUGAUGACAAAAUACUCUUCCUCGAUCCAUCUGAGGGCCAAGUGGCGAAUGGUAUGGAAUUCGAGGGGGUAUGUAGACAGAUGUUAUUGGAUAGGCGUUUGGAACUCACUGGCGUAGCCUGGCACACCAGCGAUGAGGAGUCUGACAGUUGA
This is a messenger RNA of Alternaria postmessia, 648 nucleotides long. RefSeq lists its product as uncharacterized. Lineage: Eukaryota; Fungi; Ascomycota; Dothideomycetes; Pleosporales; Pleosporaceae. The coding region runs from base 1 to 648 and encodes 215 amino acids. The record is from RefSeq and is a predicted model, not a curated record. The transcript has 2 exons.